This is a messenger RNA of Xyrichtys novacula (pearly razorfish), 6591 nucleotides long. Lineage: Eukaryota; Metazoa; Chordata; Actinopteri; Labriformes; Labridae. The record is from the annotation of a GenBank genome assembly.
GCUUGGGGCCCCAUUGAGGCUUGGGAAGGCUCUCACCUUUAUUCAAAAACAUUUAUCAAUUUUCCAAAAUCUGGAAAGAGAGAAUAAGAAAUUCAGAUGACAGUUCUUUGAGUAUUCAUCCAUUAUCUUUUAACCAAUCAAACUACAUGCAGUUAAGUAAAAAAAAAAAGAGUGAAACCAGAUUAUCUUCAUGUAAAAGAUAGAGGUUUGAAAUGGUUGUGUGUUGUCUGUGGACUUGUGUGACUUUGUAGUUAAAGUAAAUGGAACUACGCUGCCCCCUAGUGGAUUAAUUGAGAACGGCAGAUUGGUUAAGUAAUAAUCAUAGGCCCAUGUGCUUUAACACAAUAUAGUCUAUGCUGAAUCUUUAUCUGCUUUUAUCCACUCACACCGACAGUCUUCAUUCAUGUGCCUCCAGAUAAACUCUCAAAAUCACAGUCCACGUCACUUUCGCGCACAUGUGUGGCCUCUUUCCACAUUCCAGCAGGAAACCCGGAUCUACUUGACGCGGUUCUAGGGUGAAAAGAGGAGGGACCGACGCGGGAUUCCUGCUUCAAACUCCCUCCAUGGCUGCAGCGGUGUGGACUGGCCGAGGACGCAGGGCUGUGACUGUCGUGGGGACACUGACCAGAUCAGGUUCCAGUCAAGCGGCUGUGAAAUCCCAGUAUGACGCACUGGUCAUCGGAGGAGGUGAGAUCUGAGAACUAAUGUGCAGAAAAAAACACAGAGUCUGAGUUGCAAAACGGCAACCGCUGUAAUUCUGCAACAUUGCAACGUACAGUACUUGAGAAAUUUGCAUAAGUUUUUCUUGACUCUUCAUGUUUGAAACCGUGACUCAGUGGAAAAAGAUCCGGAUCUUUUGAAUUGUUUUCUCUUGAGUCAUAUGAUUAAAAUUUUAUCUCAAAUGCUCAACUUUGGACUGUUUAAGUUUGACAAACUGAGUAGGAGCCACAUUAAGCUGAAUUUAAGUAGAAAAUUGAUUGAUUGUCUGACAGGUGUUUUAAUUCUUUGCAGGACACAAUGGACUGGUGGCAGUAAGUUCAUGCAUUCGUUUUCCCAACAUCUACAGUAAACUGUUGACAGAAAAGGCUCAGCCAGAGGGUAAAGGUCAAGUGUGAUUGUGUGUGUGUGUGCAGGCUGCUUACCUGCAGAAAGGAGGACUGAGGACAGCAGUGCUGGAGCGCAGACAUGUGCUGGGAGGAGCAGCUGUGUCAGAGGAACUCAUCCCUGGUGAGGCGGCCUCAAUCUUGUUGUUGAACUCUGGUCACAAAGGGUCGCUUAUCUCUGUUAUCUCAAAGUUUUAUCUCCAUAGAUACAGGUGCUUCUUCGUAGCCUAUUAAACCAGGAAUCUAUUAGAAAACUGUUGGCAGAGAUUAAUGUAAAUUGUUCAGAUCUAGUCUCAGACACUCUUUUGCAUUACAUCCCAUUAACUAUUUGCAUGUCUUGGUUCCUCUGUUUUUAUCUGCAGAGAUGUGCACUUAGAUUUUAAUGUUUUAAGACGGCAUCAAUGUGUAAAGUGUUGUGAAGUCAUAUUUAACGGCCUAAAUGCUUUGUUUUCAGGUUUUCAUUUCUCUAGAUGUUCCUAUUUGCUCAGUUUAUUAAGGCCACACAUAUAUGCAGACCUGGAACUUAAGGUAAACAAACCGAUAAGUUUGUUCUGGAAAAGUUUUACUGACCGGUGUAGAAGGGGCUCAGUCUUUUUUUCUGCAUUUAUAUUCAGAAACAUGGGCUGAAAGUGUACAUGAGGGACCCCCAUGCCUACACCCCUAUGUUGGAGGAUGGGGUAGGAGGUGCCCCACCAAGAUCGCUCACCCUGGGCUCAGAUCUGGCCAUGAACCUGAAGGAGAUUGGGAAGUUCUCACAGAAGGAUGCUAAGGUAAAUUAACCAGUAUCAUACACUGCUCUCUUACAGAUUUAUCCUAACUUGUAUUUUACUCUCACCUUCAUCUUUAGGCUUUUCCAGAUUUUGUUGCAUACCUUGAGAAGCUCGCAGAAGCCAUCCACCCUCUCCUUGAUGCUCCUCCUGUUGACAUUCCUGGUGUCACCUCUGGAUCUCUGAGGAAGAGGGUGGCUGCAGCUAGAACCCUCAUGCCUAUCAUCAAAUGUGGUGCGUUGGCAGAGGUUUGCCUAAGAUAUAAGACGUAGUGUCACUUUUGUUUUGCACCAUAAUUGACUUGUGUUUUUUGGAUCUAAAGGAAUGAAACUUGGCACAAACAUUCCAGACUUUUACGAGAUUAUAACAGCACCAAUCAUGAAGGUUUGUAAGAGCUCACACAGUUUUUAGCAGUCUUUAUUGUUUUCUGUUAAAGGCUAAAUGUUUUGUUUAUGUUUUCUUGUCAUAGAUCCUAAAUCGGUGGUUUGAGUCAGAGCCACUGAUCGCUACGCUAGCUACUGAUGCUGUGAUAGGAGCCAUGACCAGCCCAAGCAAUCCUGGUAGUGGGUAAGACACCAAAGAAACUCAAAACUGCAGGUCAAAUGUGCACAAAGCUACAGAUUUACCACUCAAAUGAACUCAAAUGAAGGUUUACUUUGACCAUGAAUACACAAUUUGCAGAUCAUUUAAAUGACCAAUUUAAAAUCUGAGAUCAGGUAAAUCUUUAAUGCUGCUAUGAGGAACUUGGUUUGUGUCGGUUGUGUUACCUCACAUGGACAAAGCGACACCUCUGUCUUAUCCUGUAUGUAUCUAGCAUUGUCUGCAGAGUGUGAAAUUUCUCAAAAACUGUGAUUUUAUCAUCCGUCCUUGAAGGUAUGUGCUCCUGCACCAUGUGAUGGGAGAGGUAGAGAAGGAGAAAGGAGCGUGGGGAUAUGUGGAGGGAGGCAUGGGAGGUGUGUCUCAGGCUAUCGCCAGUUCUGCUCGAUCCCACGGUGUGGACAUUUUCACUGAAAAGGUAAUGCAGCUUUGUUGUAAUUCAGUUCGCCCUGACGUCACUUGAAAUCAGCGCGCUUGCAUUUUGGUCUUGAUGAACACGUGUGUGUCCUUGACAGGAUGUGGAGCAGGUCAUCGUCGGUUCAGACGGUGCUGCCAAAGGGGUGGCGCUUAAGGAUGGCACAGAAAUCCACAGUACAGUUGUUCUAUCGAACGCCACCCCGUAUGUAACCUUCAAGAAUCUCACACCUCAGGUAAUCAUCCAAAACACACACCAUGUUUAACAAUGGCAUUAUGUACUUUAGCUUAUUCCAGUUCAUGUUUUAAUUACAGGCUGCUCUUCCUUCAGAGUUCAUCAAAGCUGUAGACCAGAUAGACUACACCUCGCCUGUUACCAAGAUCAAUGGUAAAUCUGUUAUGUCUAUGUUUCAUAAAGCAAAACUCAGAAGUUUAACUCGUAAUACACGUCUUUCAAUUAAAUCACAUAUAUGAACAAGGGACGGCUGGGUAAUACUAGCAUGGAUGGUGCUACAGAAAUCUGGAAGGAAUGAAACAAAGACACGUCAACCGCAGUUAUAAAAGUGAAAAAACAAAACAUGAUUUCAUUUUUUUAAAUAACCUAAGCUGUAAGAACCAUGACGGAACCACAUUUUCAUCAAAACAAAGCUCAGAAUCAAGAUAAACACCCAUCAUUAUUGCUGUCAAGUAAUUUGACUUUAAAAAACAUCUGAUGUGGUAAACAAAGAUUUCCAGUUUAACAUUGUUGAGUUUAUUGAAGUUUCCAAACUAAUCAGAAACUUAGGCUUUGAGUUGAGUUCAACUACUAUGAAACUCAAUGACUAUGUCUGAGAACUGUGUGUAAGGGGAUACAUAUAAAUAAAGAAAAGCAAUGGACCCAAGAUUGAGCUUUGAUGAACUCCAUGAAGAGGAAAACUCAAAAAGGGAAAGAGCUUCAGGUUACGGGGUGAUUUGACUGCUUAUAAAAAAUAAAGAUAACCUCAUGUCCAAGGCUGCUUGUAAAAUAAUAGUAACUGAUGACAUUUUUGUGGCAUGACUGUGACGUUUUUCUCUUUCAAACUCUCUUCUAGUCGUAUCAGCCCCUCAUAUUUAGUUGCUGUGUAAGAGUUUCCUUGAUUGUAUUUUUAAGGUGAUUUUUUAGUCAUACUUUAGGCAAUUAAUCAGAUUUCUGUGUGUCCUAAAACAACUACAUAUAUACUCCAAGAGUGUCCUGUGUGGUGCCAUUUGUUGCUCAAGUCUGAUUACUACUCAACUCCGAAGACGAUAUGAUGGUCAACUGUGUCCUGAGAACUUAAAGCACAGCUUAAUCUAUGUCCAUUUUUAGUUGACCUGAUUUGAAUUCAAACACUUGCGGCACACUUCUAGCUGUUCCAAAAGAGCUUUGCAUAAAAUGUCAAUAUAAUUCCAGAGCAAACACUGAUUGCAUGUCAUUGUCUUUGGUGUGGUCGGUUUUGAUAGUGGCUGUGGACAAGCUGCCAAACUUCCUGGCAACUCCCACUCCAGAUAACAAACCAGGGCCCCAUCAUCAGUGCUCCAUCCAUCUCAACUGUGAGAGUGUGGAGGUGCUGGAGACGGCGUACAAAGAGGCCAUGAACGGGCGUCCCUCAGCGAGGUGCGUGAAUCUAUAACCUCCAACACGACUUCAGUGAAAAGCCAAAUUAUUCACCAGUACCUACUCCAACUCUGCACUCUCCAACUCCUACUUCCUUCAUGUAUUUCCUGGAUUCCUGCAGACCCAUGCUGGAGAUGACCAUCCCCUCAGUGUUGGAUCCUACUUUGGCUCCCCCUGGCUGCCAUGUGGUGUCACUAUUCACCCAAUUCACCCCCUACCACAUUGAGGGCAAGGAGUGGACUGACCAGGACAGAGAAGCUUACGCAGACACUGGUUUGAACUUUAAAAUAAUCCCAACUGUAUGAAAGUAGUUAUUCUGAAAAAAAAAGAUUUUUUUAACUCAUGUAGGAGAUCAGGAGUUUGUGUAGGGAAAAACCCUGGUAAAGGGAUAUUCUGGCGUAAAAUUACUAAAUUACUUUAAAAUUGGUUGGUAUAACUAGAGAAGCAAGCGGUCGGCAACAUUCAACUCUCAAGGGGGUGUCUAACUCGGUGUUACGGUGUGUUUGACUCUAACUUAAUUUUACGCCGGAAUAUCCCUUUAAGGAGAAAAACUGCUCCCACUGAUUAAUCAGUCUAUCUCUAGGACAGAUACCUCAAAGCAACAUUUGGAUAAUGAAUAAUAAAUGUACUGUUUGUCCCUGUCUCCUCAGCAUUUGACUGGGUGGAGAAAUACGCCCCUGGUUUCAAAAGUUCUGUGGUUGGCAGGGACAUCCUGGCUCCGCCUGACCUGGAGAGGAUCUUCGGGCUGACAGGAGGGGUACAAACACAAACACACACACACAGAGAGGACACUGUAAAGUGAACAGAAAUUUGAAUGUUGAUUUACAGCUGUUUCUCCUGACACAGGCAACUAUUCAGUGGAUGAGGAAGUAAUUUGCGUCCUCUCAGAGUUUGUCUGCUCAGGGACAGACCUGUUGUGUAAGCAGUUAAUGAUUGCUGACUUUUACCACCAGUCAUGAGUCACAGUCAAAGUUCAGAUCAGCCGUGUGAAGUGACAGGGACAUACAGAAUGAUAUAAGCUUCUGUUUAUUACACAGAACUUUAUGAUGUGCUGAGCAGCUAUCAAAAUCAGCUAUAAAAAGUUGUGCAAAUAUUUUGCUCUUCGCAGAACAUCUUCCACGGAUCGAUGUCACUGGACCAGCUGUACCUAGCCCGACCCUUGCCCUCUCUGUCAGACUACCGUACACCAGUUAAAGGGCUGUAUCUGUGCGGCAGUGGCUGUCACCCAGGUUUGCUUCCAAUACCAAAUCCUCAGCUGAGAAUCAAACUGCAAAUGUGACUAGUUUUUAUGUCAUAUAUGUGUUUAAUGCUUUCUCUCAGGUGGCGGUGUGAUGGGUUCACCUGGAUGGAAUGCUGCGCUCAUUGCCAUGGCUGAUCUGAAGCGUGGCUGAAACAUCAGGCCGCAUCAAACACGAAUCUCAUUGAUAUCAACCUUAAAUUUCCUGUCACUCCACCUCUUUCUGAGCAGCUACCAAUCCAAAGUAAAAUGUGAGCAAUGUUUGUAAAAUGAUCUGAAAUUUAAAAAAGACCAAAAUAAUAUUUCAAUCAUGCCGUUAAAAGCUUAAUACCUCUCUUGGUCAUAAAAUGAAGGGACAUCACUUAUUUAGUCUUUAAAGCCUCUGUGAGGAGUUUUUAAUCAUUUUUAUAGAUUGGAAUUAACAGCGAGGGCUUUUGAUGACCAGAAGAACAAACAACCAUUGGGAAAUAGACAGACAGUUUAUAUACAAUCUUUUUUUAAUGCAGUGGAAGAGCUAAGUGCCAGAAAAGAGGCUUUACAGCAUGGUGAUUAAACACUAUUUACUGCAACAGAAAUCAAGAUGAGAUCUAUUGUCUGAAAACUCAUCUUACGCCUCAGCCAGCAAAUUCUAUAAAGGGAUAAGACAUCUCACUUUGUCUUCAUGGGGUACUCAAAUUCCCACAGAAAAAAAGUUCCUGACAAGAACUUUAACAGCAACACAAUCGGGGUGCUAAAGACAAAUGGAUUUUAUAGAAUAAUUCACCCGUGCCUUAAAGAAAUAAGCCAAAACUGUGAUGAAAAUAAUGACGCACAAUAGAGCCUUUGUUCAAGCAUGUAUGAAUAAACUAAAAUGAAUUCAAA